Messenger RNA from Hippoglossus stenolepis (Pacific halibut), 3056 nucleotides. It is a transcript of the gene klhl31, whose product is annotated as kelch-like family member 31. The transcript has 3 exons. Bases 190 to 2097 code for a protein of 635 amino acids. The record is from RefSeq and is a predicted model, not a curated record. Gene Ontology annotation, cellular component: nucleus; cytoplasm. Gene Ontology annotation, molecular function: protein binding. Gene Ontology annotation, biological process: negative regulation of protein phosphorylation. Lineage: Eukaryota; Metazoa; Chordata; Actinopteri; Pleuronectiformes; Pleuronectidae.
GCCACAUGCAUUUCACAAAUCUUGAUUGGCACUGGCCCCCCCAGAGGAGGAGUUAACUGCAUGUCUCUUUCAGCUGAGGUGACUGCUGGUCUCUCUCUCCUGCUCCAGUAACUGGAGGCACAAGUUCCCUCUUCCCCAGCCUCAGCUUCAAUUCUCAAAAAGUCUGGGCUGUGUUCUGCUGCUACAGCCAUGGCACCCAAAAAGAGCAAGACCACCAAGAAAAGUAAAGGAGACAUAAAUGAAAUGACCAUCAUGGUUGAGGACAGCCCCAUCAACAAGAUCAACGGGUUAAAUACUCUGUUGGAAGGAGGAAAUGGUUUCAGCUGCAUCUCAACUGAAGUCACUGACUCAGUGUACGCCCCGAAUCUCCUGGAGGGCCUGAGCAGCAUGAGGCAAGAGAGCUUCCUCUGCGAUCUGACAGUAGCCACCAAGUCCAAGUCAUUCGACGUGCACAAGGUCAUCAUGGCCUCCUGCAGCGAGUACAUUCGAAACAUUCUGAAGAAGGACUCCACCCUCCAGAAGAUCGACCUGACUGACCUCUCACCGGUCGGCCUCGCCACUGCCAUUACGUAUGCAUACUCCGGAAAGCUGACCCUGUCACUCUACAGCAUCGGCAGCACGAUCGCCGCCGCCAACCUGCUGCAGAUCGGCACCCUGGUGAAAAUGUGCAGCGACUUCCUCAUCCAGGAGCUCAGCGUGGAGAAUUGCAUGUACGUGGCCAAUAUUGCAGACGCCUACAGUCUCAAAGAAACCAAGGAGGCCUCCCAGAAGUUCAUGCGGGAGAACUUCAUUGAGUUCUCCGAGAUGGAGCAGUUCCUGAAGCUCACCUACGAGCAGAUCAGCGACUUCCUCUCAGACGACUCCCUGCAUUUGCCCUCCGAAAUCACGGCUUUCCAGAUCGCCAUGAAGUGGUUGGACUUUGACGAGAAGAGGCUGAAGUACGCAGCAGAUCUCCUGACCCACAUCCGCUUCGGCACCAUCUCUGCCCAAGACCUGGUGAAUCACGUCCAGAGCGUGCCCAGGAUGAUGCAAGACUCUGAGUGCCACCGUCUCCUUGUUGAUGCCAUGAAUUACCAUCUGCUGCCAUACCAACAGAACAUCCUCCAGUCACGCAGAACAAAGGUCCGCGGAGGCCUCAAGGUGAUUCUCACAGUUGGCGGACGUCCUGCCCUGACAGAGAAAUCUCUCAGCAAAGAUGUCCUCUAUAGAGAUGCAGAUAACGUGUGGAAUAAGUUUACAGAGAUGCCGGCAAAGAGCUUUAACCAGUGUGUGGCAGUCUUGGAUGGUUUCCUGUAUGUGGCAGGUGGCGAGGACCAGAAUGAUGCAAGGAACCAGGCUAAACAUGCUGUCAGCAACUUCUGCAGAUAUGACCCCCGCUUCAACAAUUGGAUUCACUUGAGCAGCAUGAUCCAAAAGCGCACCCACUUCAGCCUUAACACCUUCAAUGGCCUCUUGUUUGCCAUCGGAGGGCGAAAUUCUGAUGGCGUUCAGGCCUCUGUGGAAUGCUAUGUGCCCUCCUCCAACCAGUGGCAGAUGAAAGCUCCCAUGGAUGUGCCCCGCUGCUGUCAUGCCAGCUCCGUCAUCAUUGGAAAGAUCCUUGUGUCCGGAGGGUACAUCAACAACGCCUACUCCAGGGCUGUGUGCUCGUAUGACCCCUCCACCGACACCUGGUACGAUAAGACCAGCCUCAGCACACCUCGAGGUUGGCACUGCGGUGCCACCGUGGGAGACCGGGCCUACGUCAUUGGCGGCAGCCAGCUGGGAGGCCGCGGGGAGAGGGUGGAUGUCCUUGCCGUCGAAUCUUUCAACCCUCACAGUGGCCAGUGGAGCUACUGCACACCCCUGCACACGGGGGUGAGCACGGCAGGUAUUUCCAUUUUGAACAACAAGGUUUAUCUCCUCGGAGGUUGGAACGAGGGCGAGAAGAAAUACAAGAAAUGCAUUCAGGUUUUCAACCCCGACCUCAAUGAAUGGACUGAUGACGAUGAAUUGCCGGAAGCCACGGUCGGUAUUUCAUGCUGUGUCCUGAUCAUGCCCACACGGAAAACACGAGAGUCCAGAGCCAGUUCAGUUUCAUCUGCACCCGUCAGUAUAUAAGAGCUGAAUUGAUAGUGAUGAUGUAGUUUACAUGUCUACAGGUCUCCAGGUCUCCAGCUUGUCUGUUGCAGGAAGCUUAGUUCUCAGCUAUAACAACAGCCACUUUUUUGGGACUAAGAUUAUCAGUUGAAAUGGGCAUCAACUUUUAUGAUGACAAAAAUGAAAAAAAUGUUUAAAAAAAUGCAAAUUUGGGAACAUGGCCUUGUAAAAAAAUUUAACAAAAAAUGUAAAAAUAAUUUUAUUGAAGCAAAAUUAAGCCGGUGUUGGCAAAGACAAUAAAAAAUACUUUAAAUGUUAUGUUGCAUUUAUUUUGCAUCAUUAGGGUCAGAUGAUGUUUAUGAUAAAGAAAACUCUGCAUAGUUAUAUGUGUCAAUUUCAUUCGUUUUAGACAGAAGUUUCAUUUUGGGGCCAAUUCAGUUGGGAUAGUUUCAUUAGCCCUUUUCUAAACAUAUUUUAUAUGAAAAGGUAUAAAAUACAAAAUCUGUGACACAACUGUCUUUUUUACCCAGUACUAUGGAAAUAACACCCCUGGAUUUUGUGACAGCCCAGGUUAUGGUGACUACAGCCACUGUGAUUCUCAGAUACUUGAACAGAACAGUGAACGUCAGAAAGCUGGAGCUGUGUGUCGGCAGUGUCACCUACCAGGAGUAGGCGACCGUGACGAGUGUUCAAACACACCACGCAGUGUUCAGUAGUCUUGUGUGCAGUUGUGAAGGAAACAGAUUCUCUCGGGAAGAUGUCGGCGUGAUGAGGGUUGAAUGGGCAUGGAUGUGACAGUCAUAAUGAAUAAACUAUUUUGUAAAAAAGAAAAUGAAAAAUAUGACUUGUGAGUGACGCUGUCAGCCUGAGCUCUCCUGGAAGUCAAUGCGCAUGAAUUCCUUGACUGCUCAUGUCUUUUCUUUUCUUUUUGUUUGUUAUUAAAUUAAAUUUUAAAUUAAAGAAAUGAAGUGUAUACGCUA